Messenger RNA from Anneissia japonica, 2928 nucleotides. Its product is annotated as annexin A13-like. The record is from RefSeq and is a predicted model, not a curated record. The transcript has 9 exons. NCBI's taxonomy places the organism in Eukaryota, Metazoa, Echinodermata, Crinoidea, Comatulida, Comatulidae. Gene Ontology annotation, molecular function: calcium-dependent phospholipid binding; calcium ion binding. Gene Ontology annotation, cellular component: cytoplasm. The coding region runs from base 1155 to 1817 and encodes 220 amino acids.
AUGGAGGUUCCGACAAGUUAGUAGGCUUAGAGGAGCCUAGCUGUCAAGUAAGCUCUAACAGAUUGGGAAAUUGAAAGUCUUAUAUUACAGUAAUCGAUUAUAUAUUGUCAAAAACUGUAUAAAUUACUUACAUCAAUUUUGUUCUCCCUGAUCAUCUCUGUUGGUUUUCUCCUCGUCGGUGGCCCUGCCACACAACUACCACCUUCCUCAUUCCGCCACCGUUGCCCCACCCAAACUACCAUUAUUGAAAAAACUGAGAUGCUGGUUUCAUUCCUCGGGAGUGCUACUUAGUAAAGCUGAUCAUAGAAUCCCUGAUCACAAUAAAAUACAGUGGAUCACAUGGCCGGUUAGCUCAGUCGGCAGAGCGUCCUGCUAAUAACGCGAAUGUCUUGGAUUCGAGCCCCAUAUCGAGCAAGUAGAUUUUUUUUUUAUUUAGCGAACGUUUCUUACUUAUGUAGUACCAUGUGAUCAACUGUAGGCAUUUUAUUUUGAUCAUGGAGUUUACUUGUGGCCGAACUGACCUGUGGCCGAGUUGACUUGUGGCCGUGUUGACCUGUUUCCUUCACUGUUCCCUGAUUCUACUAAGUGCAUGGUUGGCUGGGUUGUUUUAGUGUGGAAAGAGAAAUGUUCUCGGUAAAUUGAUUCUCGAACGAGAUAACGAAAGCUCUAAUGACUUAAGCUACUGCAUGACCGUUUUUAUAUUUUAAUAACACCAAUCUCUUCUAAUUUUAAAUACAUUUUCCUAUGAAUUCGUGAUAAUUCGUUAUCACACAUAGACUUGUGCUAAAUGCGUCACAAAGUUCUGAUCACGCAUGUGUGUCUGCAAAAUGCGUGCUUCAUCCACAAUCACUUUUAAAUGCGGGACCAUCCCGCACGAUGCGAGACGGUUGGUAACUAUGUAUCAUCAUCUUCAUCAUUAUUAUUGUCUUGAUAACGUGGUUUUGGACACGCCCAUAUUUCUGUGGUGGAUGAAAGUCGUGAGGCUGUAUAUGAUAACAUUAGAGAUAAAGUUAAAAAUAUCCAUUUAUUCAAUCAAUUUGCUGUAGGAUCUUGUAGACGACAUUAAAAAGGAAACGAGUGGAAAUUUUGAAAAGGUGCUUCUAUCUCUGUUGGAUCUUCCCCCGUUGUUUGAUGCCAAGUGUAUCGGUGCUGCUAUGAAGGGUGCAGGAACUAACGAGAAUAUCCUGAUAGAAAUUUUGUGUACUCGGAGCAGUUCGCAAAUCAAGGCCAUCAAAGUAGCUUACAAAGAAGGUUUCGGUCGUAAUCUUGAGGACGACUUACGAAGUGAAACAAGAGGCGAUUUUGAGCGUAUGCUGGUCGGACUGUCUGCUGCCGGACGAGAUGAUUCAACAGAGGUUAACCACGAAAAAGUUGAUGCGGAUGCAAAAGCCCUUUAUGAGGCUGGAGAGAAGAAGUUUGGGACCGACGAGUCUGAAUUUCAGCGAGUGCUACUUGGAAGAAGUUAUGAACACCUGAGGGCGGUAUUUGAUGCUUACUCAAAUAUCUCUAAGAAGUCCAUAGAAGAGGCAAUUAAAAGCGAAAUGUCCGGUGACUUAGAGAAAAGUUACCUUACUAUAGUCAAGUGUAUCCGUAACCCGAGUGAAUUCUUUGCGGAUGUACUAGCCAGCUCGAUGAAAGGAAUGGGCACAAAUGAAGCAAAACUGAUUCGCUGCUUGGUUUCACGUAGUGAAGUUGAUCUGGGCACAAUAAAGGAGGCGUAUGCUGCCAAGUAUGGAAAGUCACUCCGUGAUACUAUUAAAGGUGAAACGCGUGGUGACUUUGAAAACGCGUUACUUGCUAUCAUUCGUGAGCAGUGAAUUUAGAUUUAAUCAGAUAAAACAUUCUCUUCUGUUCUACUCUUCUCCUGAAAUCUAGGCGUUUAUGACUUUUGUUCUAAAAUUUGUAUCUGGUAAUUAAAAAAUGAAAUAAAUACACAGCAUGAAUUACCUUAACUGCAAUAUUUAAAGUCAAUUUAAUUAUUCAAGUUUAUAUGUAAGAUAAUGCUUUACCAACGUAUGUAAAACUGAGUAAUUAAUAUUAAGCAGAAAUUAUCAUGUGUAAUGUUGAUAAUUAGUAUACAACUGAAAUUAUCAAGUAUGUAUUAAUCAACUAAUUAAAGUAAAAAAGUCUUGAGAAAUCUAAUGCUAACAUAAAAUGAGGCAAAUCAAUAGUCUUUGUGUUACAAAUGUGUAUUUCUCAAAUCUAUUAUGCAAUCAUUAUUUGGCAAUAUAGAAUCAUACCAUGCCAACAAACUACUGUAGUCAUGGUGGGGCAGUACAGUAAAACAGUAGGCUUCAUUAAUGGUACGUUCACAGAAGAAUGUAACACACUGAUAGAACUCGUCCUCAGUGACGAGUUCAAAUCUAGUUUAUUCUUCUUUCUUUCUCCCCUUUUCUGUUCGCACGAUAUCUCAAAAAGGGGUUUUGACAUUGCGACUCUUCAGCAUCAUGAUACACACUUUUGUGUAUUAUAAAACCUCGUAAUUACCUUAUUCUAUGUCCAGACUUAGGCCCUAUCCACAGCAAAAAUAUAAAGGGUCGAAAAUGUUUAAACAUUCUACUAUUUCUGUUAAUAGUUCUAAAUUAUUUAAUAUGAUAUAAUGAAAUAUGAUUUCCUAUAUGAAUAAAAUUAAUAAAAUUUAAAAAUCAAUCAGGCCUCUAUUUCAAUAAGGCUAAUUAAUUGUUCAAGACAGGGACCAGCAUAGUUUCUCUUGACGUCAUCUCCUAUACUUCGCACAUAAAGUUCUUGGUAUCUUCCGCUAACCUGGUCUAAAUCAACCUGUAGACGUUUAUAAUAAAUUAACUGUCAGGAACAUGAUAUUUUAGAAAUGGUUGUAAUAUUGCAAUGUGUACACACCUUGUUCUUUGUGUUUGUGUCAUGAUGGGCACUUCUAUAGUAAAAUGCAAUAAAUGAAGGUCUAUUACGAAA